UCCGAUGAUUCUUCUACCCGCGGAGCGGUUGAGACCAAACCCGAGAUAUCUGGGCGUGCUACCACUGUGGUUCCAUGGAAUGCAAACGGUGGCAAAAAAUCCGACGCGUUCAUCAAACGCCUGACCAGGCGUUUCCGAAUCGACAAUAUGAUUUUAAACAAAUCCUAUUGGGAAUUGUACGCAGCUGGCGAUUCGGAACAGACUCUGUUGAAAAUUUGUAACCAGACUGAUUUGAAGAAAUUUUCUGAUGUGUUCACACCUUAAUGUGAUAACGUUUGGGUGUGCUACUCAGCUUCACUGCCUUCGUUUUCCCCGUUUUUGUUAACACUCGGUGUUGUGUUCGUGGUUGAGGUGCUGAGCCGAAGACGUCAUUUGAUCAAGAUUGGUGAGGGCAGUUUUGGUGAAGUUUUUCGCUGUCCCGCUCAUCUGAGUGCAGCUCAGGAUAAACAACAAUCACUUGCGACCGGGGAGGAGGAGCUUGUGGCUGUCAAAGUGGUCCCAGUCGAAGGCUCGGUACAGUUCAAUGGAGAUAGUCAGAAAUCAUACAAUGAGGUUCUCUCUGAGGUGAUCAUCACGAAAGAAUUGACCGCUUUGGGUUACGGACUGCAGAACCAAACCGAAGGAUUUGUGCAACUGAAAAAGUAA
Molecule: messenger RNA, 645 nt
Organism: Echinostoma caproni
Lineage: Eukaryota; Metazoa; Platyhelminthes; Trematoda; Plagiorchiida; Echinostomatidae
Source: the annotation of a GenBank genome assembly